AAUCUACAAAGAAGAGAGGAAGCGUCUGCUGCGCCCCUGGGUCGUUUUAAAUUUGCCUUUAAAACAUCACCGAAAACUUAAACAACCGCUAGCUAUGGCAGAGGGAGACAACAAAAGCGCCAACGUACUCGCCCAGGAGACGGCCCAGCUGGAGGAGCAGCUGCAGGGCUGGGGAGAGGUGAUCCUGGCUGGGGACCAGGUCCUGCGUUGGAAGAAACCAUGGUUCCCUGGAGCCCUGAUGGCAGCCACCACACUGGUCUUUAUGAUGAUCUACUACCUGGACCCCUCGGUGCUGACCGGCCUGUCCUGCACUGUCAUGCUGCUGUGUCUGGCUGACUACCUGGUGCCUACCCUCGCACCCCGAAUCUUCGGAUCCAACAAGUGGUCUUCAGAGCAGCAGCAGCGUUUCCAUGAGAUCUGUGGUAACCUGGUGAAGACUCAGCGUCGCAUCCUGGGCUGGUGGAAAAGACUCUUCUCGCUCAAGGAGGAGAAACCCAAGAUGUACUUUGCGUCGGUGAUCAGCAGUCUGGUGACGGUGGCCUGGAUGGGACAGCAAGUCCACAACCUUUUCCUCACCUACCUGAUCGUGAGUUUCCUGCUCCUGCUUCCUGGUCUGAACCAGCAUGGUGUCAUAAGCAAGUACGCUGGCAUGGCCAAGAGAGAGCUCAACAAACUGCUGAAACAGAAGGAGAAGAAGAACGAGUAGGAAGAAAGAG
This is a messenger RNA of Oncorhynchus nerka (sockeye salmon), 716 nucleotides long. Its product is annotated as ADP-ribosylation factor-like protein 6-interacting protein 1. The coding region runs from base 95 to 706 and encodes 203 amino acids. The transcript is spliced from 6 exons. The record is from RefSeq and is a predicted model, not a curated record. Gene Ontology annotation, cellular component: membrane; Sec61 translocon complex. NCBI's taxonomy places the organism in Eukaryota, Metazoa, Chordata, Actinopteri, Salmoniformes, Salmonidae. Gene Ontology annotation, biological process: cotranslational protein targeting to membrane.